Oldenlandia corymbosa var. corymbosa is the source of this 2263-nucleotide messenger RNA. The record is from the annotation of a GenBank genome assembly. NCBI's taxonomy places the organism in Eukaryota, Viridiplantae, Streptophyta, Magnoliopsida, Gentianales, Rubiaceae.
GGUGGCCAUCCCCUUCGUCCGUUAGUGUUGCGGUUUAUAACUAUAAAACAACCAAACCAGCCACCAAUUUUUCUCACCCACACACACACAUACUCGCACAGUCAAGACAGAAUACACACACAUCUUUCUCGGCUGUGACUUCUUUCUUUCUUUCUUCUCCGUUCUCCGGCGACCCAGUUUACUAAUACUCUUCUUCAUUCUUUGGUCCCAUUUCUUUGACCCCUUUUCAUUAUUUCAAUCAUCCAACUCUUUUUCAUCACUUCACUGAUCAAUUUUUAGGAAAAAGGAGGCAAUGACGAAACAGAAUGUACUAGUUUCGGAUACGAAAUCCGGGCUGAGCAUGGCGAUAACGGUGGCCGUGACGAACUCGUCGUCCCUAUUCACCACGGCGGCGCAGAAGCCGCCGGCGGUGCCCGGAACGACGUACAUCACCAUUUCCAAGAAGAAGCUGCUGGAGAACCUCGAGAUCAACUCCGGGGCUAAAAUCAACGCCUGGGUUGACUCAAUGAGAGCUUCCUCCCCGACCCACCUCAAGUCCACUCCUUCCCUUCUCUCCGUUGAUGACGUCCAUGACUCAUGGACGCAACAGCAUCCAUCAGCUUUGGAGAUGUUUGAGCAGAUAACAAAUGCAUCAAAGGGAAAGCAAAUAGUGAUGUUUUUGGAUUAUGACGGCACGCUUUCCCCUAUAGUGGAGGACCCUGAUCGCGCUUUCAUGUCUGACGCGAUGAGAGCCACCGUUAGAAAAGUUGCUAGAUACUUCCCCACUGCCAUUGUUAGUGGAAGGUGCCGAGACAAGGUGUAUAGUUUUGUACAAUUGGCAGAAUUGUACUAUGCAGGAAGUCAUGGAAUGGAUAUAAAAGGACCAUCUAAAGGUUCACAACGCAAGAAAGGAGCUGAAGCGGUGCUUUUUCAGCCAGACACUGCCAGUGAGUUUCUUCCAAUGAUUGAUGAGGUAUAUGAAGCCUUAUUAGAGAAAACGAAAUCCACGGACGGUGCAAUAGUGGAGAAUAACAAAUUUUGCGUAUCUGUACAUUUUCGCUGUGUUGAUGAGAGGAAAUGGGUUGAAUUAGCACAACAAGUCAAGUCAGUCUUGAAGGAUUACCCAAAGCUUCGAUUAACCCAAGGAAGAAAGGUAUUAGAAAUCCGUCCUACAAUCAAAUGGGACAAAGGGAAGGCUCUUGAAUUUUUAUUAGAAUCACUAGGUGAGUUUUACGUUCUAGAACCUUUGAUUUUUUUACCUUUUUUCCUUUGAUUUUUGUUUGUCUAUUUUUGUAAUUAUGAGUGUAUAUACCAACUAUAAAAUAGACGUGUCGAUUUGUUCUUUUUUUAGUUGUAAUAACCAAUAAUCGACAGUGUUUAGAUCUCAUCGACGUUUAACACUCGGAAAUUGUGACACUAGUUUAUUUAAUUACAUAAUCUAGAUACUAAUUAGUAAAAGAUAAAACUGUCAUUAACCGAAUAUCUUUUUGUCUAUUUAACAGGUUACGCCAAUCGUAAAGAUGUAUUUCCUGUUUAUAUUGGGGACGACAGAACCGAUGAAGAUGCUUUUAAGGUAUCCUAUGCUCCAAAAACUAAAUCAUCAUAGCUUCUUCAUUAAUUUAUUUAUCCUUUUUCGCAUUCAUAAUUGUCGUGUUAAUCAACCUUUCUCUUCCCUUAAUUAUCAGGUUCUGAAAGAAAGAAGACAAGGUUUUGGAAUUCUUGUCUCAAAAACACCAAAGGAAACAAGUGCUGCCUAUUCACUGCAAGAACCAGCCGAGGCAAGUAGAUAUUAAAUACGUUUAGUUAUUAUCAGUUAUAGUUCGUCUGAUGACAUCCUUAUUACUCAAAUAUAAUUACUUACUGUGUCUCUAUUAUUUACAUUUUUCAGGUCAUGAACUUUCUACAACGGUUGGUACAAUGGAAGAAGUCGUCUAGAAGACAAUUCAGAGCAAGCAGAAAAUCAGAAGAGAUUAAUUAGGGUAGUACAUGUACAAUAGGCUUAAUUAAUAAGGGAUAUAUUUAAAAGUCUAUAGGCAAGAAUUAUUAUAUAGUAUAUCCAUGUAUUUUUAUUUUCUCUGACCUGAAAAAAAGGGAAAGUAGACACAAAGAGAAAAGGGGUAAAAAAAAAGAAGGAAAGCCUUUUCUCUUCUAUUCCCUUGGUAGGACUUGUACAUUUCUGUAACUAACCAUGUGCAAGGAAAUUAUAUAUUACCAGUAAUUAUUUUUAAUUUUGUUAAUCUUAUAAAUGCCAAGAAGAACGAGCCUUUUUUUUUUUUUCCCUUAA